Molecule: messenger RNA, 657 nt
Organism: Desarmillaria tabescens
Lineage: Eukaryota; Fungi; Basidiomycota; Agaricomycetes; Agaricales; Physalacriaceae
Product: 60S ribosomal protein L10A
Exons: 6
Coding region: 1-657 (218 amino acids)
Biological process (GO): translation; maturation of LSU-rRNA
Cellular component (GO): cytosolic large ribosomal subunit
Molecular function (GO): RNA binding; structural constituent of ribosome
Source: RefSeq, a predicted model, not a curated record
AUGAGUAGCAAACUUUCAGUGUCAAGCGUGCGGGGCUCUGUGAAAGAUGUCCUCGCCGAAGCCAAUGGCGAGAAGAAGCGAAACUUUGUGGAGACCAUUGAGUUGCAGAUUGGGUUGAAGAACUACGACCCCCAGAGGGACAAGCGUUUCAGUGGAACCGUCAAGCUCCCCAACGUUCCCCGUCCUAGGAUGUCCAUUUGCAUUCUCGCUGAUGCCGCCGAUAUCGAUCGCGCCAAGCAGAUUGAGCUCGAGUACAUGUCGGUUGACGAUUUGAAGAAGCUUAACAAAAACAAGAAGCUUGUCAAGAAGCUCGCCAAGAAGUACGAUGCCUUCUUGGCUUCUGAGACUCUUAUCAAGCAGAUUCCUCGUCUCUUGGGACCCGGUCUUUCCAAAGCCGGAAAAUUCCCCACCCCGGUGUCGCACGCCGAAGACCUUACCAACAAGUUGACUGAGGUCCGCUCCACCAUCAAGUUCCAACUCAAGAAGGUUCUGUGCUUGGGCGUCGCCGUCGGGCACAUCCAAAUGACUGAAGACCAGGUCCUUGCCAACGUCAUGCUCAGCAUCAACUUCUUGGUGUCCCUCCUCAAGAAGAACUGGCAGAACGUCAAGUCCCUGCAUAUCAAAACCACCAUGGGCAAGCCUGUCCGUCUCUUCUAA